Molecule: messenger RNA, 2883 nt
Organism: Meloidogyne enterolobii
Lineage: Eukaryota; Metazoa; Nematoda; Chromadorea; Rhabditida; Meloidogynidae
Source: the annotation of a GenBank genome assembly
AUGUAUACGAUACAAUGGGUUGGCGCAUAUCGACUCGAAAAAACAUUGGGCAAAGGCCAGACUGGUCUUGUAAAGACUGGAACUCAUUGUGUAACGGGUAAAAAGAUUGCCGUAAAAAUUGUAAACAAAGAAAAAUUGAAUGAAUCUGUCCUUCAAAAGGUGGAACGUGAAAUUGCCAUUAUGAGGCUAAUAGAACACCCGCAUAUUUUACAAUUAUAUGAUGUUUAUGAAAAUAGAAAAUAUUUGUAUUUACUUCUAGAACAUGUAUCUGGUGGAGAAUUGUUUGAUUAUUUGGUGAGGAAAGGUCGUCUAAUGGCAAAAGAAGCUCGAAAAUUUUUUAGGCAAAUAAUUUCUGCUCUAGAUUUUUGUCAUGCACAUAAUAUUUGCCACCGUGAUUUAAAACCAGAAAAUUUAUUACUCGAUGAGAGGAAUAACAUUAAAAUUGCCGAUUUUGGAAUGGCAUCUCUUCAAGUUGAGGGUUCAAUGCUUGAAACUAGUUGUGGUUCUCCACAUUAUGCUUGUCCAGAAGGUGAAAAAUAUGAUGGAAGAAAAGCAGAUGUUUGGAGUUGUGGGGUAAUUCUUUAUGCAUUACUUGUUGGGGCUUUGCCUUUUGAUGAUGAUAAUCUUCGAAAUUUAUUGGAAAAAGUAAAAAAAGGAAGUUUCCACAUUCCCCAUUUUGUUCCUUCUGACUGCCAAGGUCUUCUACGCUCAAUGGUAGAGGUUAAUCCAACAAAAAGAAUUUCUUUACAAGAUGUGUUUAAACAUCCUUGGGUAAUAGGUCCAAAUAAGGGUGAAUUAGAACUUGAAGUGCCUAUGGCUCAAGUUGUUGAGACACAUGUAAUUCCUAAUGAAGAUAGCAUUGAUCCUGACGUUUUUCGACAUAUGAACAAUUUGGGUUGUUUCAAAGAUAAAGAGAAAUUAGUAGCCGAAUUGCUUUCUACAAAACACAAUACAGAAAAAAUUGUUUAUUUUCUUUUACUUGACCGAAAAAGGCGGCGACCUGCAAAGGAGGAAGAACCUGAAUCUGUCCUUCGAAAUUCUACUUUUGAUAAUAUUGUCGAUCCGCCUCGAAAACGGGUUGAUACAAGCAAGCCUAGAUUGCCUCCUUCUAGAAUAUCUGACGGGUCACCAAUGAAUCCAAGAAAGAAUAGAUAUCGCCUUAGACAAUCCUCUUUGGGUGGAUCACCUGAGGACUCCCCACAACAUUCCUCACGUUCCUUGUACCCACAAUCAGCUAGAGGAAAUGCUUUUACAACAAGCCAAAAAGUAGAAGAAGCAUUACUUUCUCUUUCCUCUGGAAAGCAUCGAAUCUCCCUUGGAAGCAAUCAUUCCCGAAAUUCAAAUAAUUCAAAUUAUCAACAAAGUCGUCAACAAAAUCACCAUCAUUAUUUUACACAACCCAUUAAUCCUAUAAUUGUUCAAAGAGCCUCUAGAAGAGACGAACAGAGUGCCAAACAAGAAAUACAAACACAACAAUCGAAUAAGUCGAAUGGUACAAAUAUUCCCCCAUUGUUGUUGCCGGCAAAUAAACCAAGAGUGCCUAUUACAACUACAAAUACAGGUGUUGUUGUUACAACAACAACUACCCCAACAGCCGUUGCUUCUUCAGCAGCUUCUUCUUCUAAUUCCAUUGCCUCCUCUUCGGGUAUUGUUUUGAUGAAUUCUCCAUCAAUGAAUGCCUCAAAUAAUUCCAUUACUGCUGUUUCCUCAUCUUCAAAUUCUUCAAUUAUUGGCCCAUCAGGACCCUGGCACUCUAAAAUUUCAACAACAAUUAAAAACUCCAUUUUGGGAACUCCUCGUUUUCACAGAAAAUCUGUUGGAGGAAGUAGUAAUAAUACAAAUAAUGGAUAUAAUGCUGGUAGUAAUGAAUCUGAUACAGAAUGCAAUGGAGGUGUUUCUUCAACAAAUUUGUCUGACUCAACAUCUGAUCUCGUCAAAAAAUCAUUUUUCGGUUCAUUAUCGAUGAGUGGAGCAGAUAGAGACGAUACUCCCUGUAUUCCUGUUCAAAACAAAACUUUGCCAGAAAUUAAAGCUGAAUUAAUACGGCUAUUUUUAACAAUUCACGAACUUAGCCAUUCUGUUGUCGGCCAAAAUUCGUUUAGAGUUGAAUACAAACGUUUGCCUUAUUUAGGAUUUUCUAGGGGUGUAAAAUUUCAAGUGGAUAUUCUAACACCUCCAAAUCAACGAAGAGACUCUCAAAACUCGAUUAAUUGUUCUGAAAUAACUGAUUUUUAUGUUGUUCAGUUUACUUUGAUUUCCGGACCUCUUCGAAGAUUCCGUCGAUUAUUCGAACAUUUUUCGACUGUUCUCCAAAGUUCACAAAGAAAUGGAGAUCAGAGACCCUCAGCAUCCUCUGGUUUCAUGGUAAAACCGCGUAAAUUGUCUUCACAGUCAUCUGUCGGCUCUGAAGAUUCUGCUGCAGCUGGCUCUGUGGACAGACAUGAUUCUGAUCAAUUAAAGUAUUCUCAACAAUUUAGACAAAAACAGUCUUCUAUUCAAUCACAAAUUAAUCCACCUCUUGCUGAAGAUGAGAGUGGUUUCUUUGCGGAUUCUGUCAGCAAUUCAAAGACAGUUUUACGAGCAGCUCUUUCAUGUUCAACUGCUUCCCCAAGAAUAAAUUAUAAUUCAACUAAUCAACAACAAGAACUAAACGAAUCUCCCCCUCCUUCUGCCCGUAGCAGAACCUCUCGUAAAAGUGAUGCUUCCCUUCUUGGAGUUGUUUUAAUUAAUCGACAAAAAGCUUCGGUUGCAUCUUGGGGUAGUCCAGCAACUGCUGGGCAAGAAAUGAGAGCUCAAAGAGAGGCUGAUAGUUUAGAUAAUAGAGGAUUAGGUAAUUUAUUUAUUUUGAAGUUUCGGAGAAAAGAGGUUUUGGAAUUUGUUUAG